AUGCCCGGGCGCCAAUGCGGAAGCGAGGCCGAUCCCUCGCCUACUGCCGCAUCUACGCCGACUAGGCGCAUGAGUGACUCCGCAUGGGACGAAAAAUGGCAGGCCAUGGUGCAGCACCAAAAGCUGAGGAAGCAGCAGGAUGCGCAGCUCCAUCAAAAGCUGAAGGAGAAACAGGAGAUGGAGGAGUUCAUCGAGUGUACAUUCACGCCGAAGACGCAUUGUACCUACAAGAGCCGGUCUUCGGAGGAGCUCCUCAAGUUGAUGGAGCCACUCAUAACGGAAGAAGAACGCAUUCUGAGGGAACUCGCCAAACUUAACGCCGAGGAGCAGGAAAGCAUACAACUACACAGCCGCGCAUUGCGCGCCCAUAUCGCAUCUAACCAGGGUGGCGAGGGCGAGGACCUCAUCCGCAUAUGCGAGCACUACCGCGAGGAGAGGCUCAAGGAAAUCGCCAGAAUCAAAAACAAAAAACUAGACAUAGUAGGGCUCCUGCACGAGGUGGAGCGCAAGUACAACAUCAUAUGCGUAAAGGAGCACCUCAACGAGGACGACAUGCUGCGGGCGUGCUUCAGCAUCGACUCCUGCCGCCUCAUCAAAAAGGAGAUCCUGGAUUCCGUCAAGGGAGUAGACACGCUGAAGGACAGGUCGAGGGUAACCGCGGAAAUCGACACCAUAAUCAAGCGGGCAAAAGAAGACGUGCAGCGUCAGAGGGCGCACGCUGCUAACGGCCCAUUCAUGCCAGCUGGAGCCAUGCCGGGAUAUCACAUGGGUCCUCAGUGGAUGCAGCACCAGAAUCACGCACCACCGUACGCUAUGGUGCAGCAGCCACAGCCGAAUUUAUGGUUUCAACGCGCGUCCGGCAACGCACGACCCCCCAUGAAUCAACAACCGCAACCAAUGAUGAUGAACAUGAACCCAGCAUGGACGGGCAUGAGGCCGCAGCAACCUCAGACAUUCGUGCGUCAGCCGCCGAUGGCGCCCCAAAAAGCUCAUAUGCAGACACAGGGCAUGCAGAAACCAAAGCAGCCCAUGCCAAGACCCACGUUCCAAGCUCCACAAAUGCGAGCACACACCGGCAUGGUGCCGUACCCGGGCUUCGCGCCGGUCAACCCGCAAUUCGGGUACCCACCGCAAAUGCAGCCCGUGCAGCCACAGACGCUCCGCAGAAACGUUGCGAAAAAGGUACAACAAUAG
Molecule: messenger RNA, 1194 nt
Organism: Babesia ovata
Lineage: Eukaryota; Apicomplexa; Aconoidasida; Piroplasmida; Babesiidae
Exons: 1
Coding region: 1-1194 (397 amino acids)
Source: RefSeq, a predicted model, not a curated record